Penicillium malachiteum is the source of this 1167-nucleotide messenger RNA. Its product is annotated as sporulation-specific N-formyltyrosine oxidase Dit2. Lineage: Eukaryota; Fungi; Ascomycota; Eurotiomycetes; Eurotiales; Aspergillaceae. The transcript is spliced from 2 exons. Gene Ontology annotation, molecular function: monooxygenase activity; heme binding; oxidoreductase activity, acting on paired donors, with incorporation or reduction of molecular oxygen. The coding region runs from base 1 to 1167 and encodes 388 amino acids. The record is from RefSeq and is a predicted model, not a curated record.
AUGGGUGAGAACAUCAUCGACGCCCACGAGGAUGAAUGGAGAUAUAUUGCAUCGGUGAUGAAGCCGGGCAUCCAGCGAACUUUUAGCAUCGCCUCAUUGGUGAAGAAAUCCCAAAAGCUUGCAAGACUUUUUCUCGAGACCCAGAGGCUCAACGCUCCCGAGAAUUCAGGAGUUACUGUGGAUCCAUUGACGCACCGCUGGUCUGUUUCCACGUACUGCGAGUAUUUCCUUGAUGUUGAAGUAGAAUGUCUGGAGCGAAGUGAUGUGCGACUGGAAAAACUCAUGGGCAAAAUGGGCGACUCUGUGAUCCCACUUGCUCCGUUGUUUACCGAAUUUCCCAUUAUUGAGCGGCUUUGGUGGUUAUUUCCUGACCGUCGUCGUGCCUUUGGAUAUGUGGAUGAGAUCGAGAAACAAUUGGUUGCAUACACGGAACAACACAUGAAAAUCCCACCCUCUCCUGAAAACGCGGACAAAAUGAUACACGGACUACAGCGCGCCCGUGCAGAGGGGAGUCUAUCCGAAUAUCGCUAUCGCUCCAACCUCAAUAUGUUGUUCGUUGCAGGAACGGAAAAUAUCCAGAUAGCACUCACAUCUGCCAUGUGGGAGUUGGCAAAGAAUUUGGAUCUCCAGAGCGCUGUUCGUGACGAGGUUAUAGAUUCCUUACCUGGUACAUAUUCUGGAAAAGACAUCAAUAAUCUGCCACGACUGACUUCCCUCUGCCUCGAAACCCUCCGCCUAUACCCACCUCUCAGUCAGCUUGUUGGCCGGUACGCACUAGAUGACAUGCCUCUUGAUGAGGAAAAUGUGAUUCCUAAGGGUACAUGGGUUGGAUGGAGCGCAUAUGGUGUACAGACAGACCCAAAUGUCUGGGGUCCACGAGUGAGGGAGUUUAAUCCCUCACGAUGGGGUACGACCAUCGAGCAGAUCAACGACGCUUUCCGCAUGCACCAGGCAAAGGGCAAUUUUAUUACAUUUAACGGGUAUACACGCCGGUGCUUGGGGAGUCAUUUCGCUCUGACUCAGUUCAAGGUUGUGCUGUGUGAGCUUUUGAGGGCGCUCAAGUGGACCAGAGAUCCAAGCUACAAGCUGGAAACUACAGUGCGAGUUUUGAUGGGGCCGUCGAAGUCCCGACUGAUAUUCACAGAGCUGGGCGAUGAGCGUAGUUAG